AUGGCGCCUCAGGCUGCGUACAGCCUCAUCGAGCUGCCCAGCAGCCGCAACUCCACCCUUUACGGGCGCAGCCAGCACGGGAGCCAGCAGCACGGCGAGCUGGUCGGCCGCGUCCAGGCACGAAUCACGGUGGCGAUCCUGGAACAAACUGAAACGGCUCCUCGAGGGCAGGAGUUGCUGAACCGCCAACUCCAUGAUGAGGAUACUGCGCUCCCCCUCCCGCUGCCACAAAUUCAACUCCCGCCACAGGCGGAACGGGCGGGAGACGAAGCCGAGACCCAGGAACAGGAGCAGAGGCAGAAACAGCGGGAGCCGACGGGGCCGGACUCUGAUGAGGGACGGGUGCAGCUGGCGGCGGAUCCACAGGAAGUACAGCCUGUCGAGGAGCAGCACGUCCCACGACAGCGUGAGAGCUGCCCUGGGUCAGGGCGGCCCUCUCCUCACGCACCGCAGUUGACACCGCCCGCUGCAGAUCCGCCAUCCUCACGGGCGGAUCGUACGCCCCACCACCUCCGCGACCGCGGGGACCCCACCAGCCACCGCGGCCGCCGUGGUUCGCGUGCCACUGGGCCUUCUGAUGCGGGCGACGGGGAGAAUUGCGUCGGCGCCAUGAGGAUUGACGAUCCUGCUGGGGAGCGGGAGAAUGAGGGCGAGAUGGGCGCCGGCCGGGUGACGGCGGGCGAGACAGCUGCGCCACAGGAGUAG
Molecule: messenger RNA, 705 nt
Organism: Closterium sp. Naga37s-1
Lineage: Eukaryota; Viridiplantae; Streptophyta; Zygnematophyceae; Desmidiales; Closteriaceae
Source: the annotation of a GenBank genome assembly